AUGUUUAUGUACACAAAAGUAUUUCCAAUUUUCGAAGAGUUCCAACGAGAAUACGCUAUCGAAACCAUUUUCGAUAAAUACGCUAAAUGCUACAGUGUUUGUCAGACUGACAAGAAAGAGGCUUUAGUAUUGAACAAUUUGAAAACGGACGGAUUUUCAGUCCAUAAUCGUACCAUACCUCAAAAUUUGAACCACGUCCUAUUUGUGUUCCGAAACUAUGGCAGACUUCACGGCAUUUCAUUAGCAAUGAAAGUAAAGAAACCUGCCUUAUUCAAAAGUAUGACUAAAAAUAUGACGAAUGUCUUAGGACAAUUCAUUGUUCAGGCGAAUAUGGCUUCAAGUUUUGUCGAUAACUUCAAAAACGCCAGGAUGUUGUUCAUGAAAGAUGGCAAGGAGGCCAUAGCCAAUAAACUGGACGAUGUGGAGAAAAAAGUGGAAGACAUAUUAACCAAUAUGUUCAGUGAUGAUCUCAAGGAAGCAGUGGUGCUUCAUGGAGACUGCUGGAAUAAUAACAUGAUGUUUAAAUACAAG
This is a messenger RNA of Leptinotarsa decemlineata (Colorado potato beetle), 531 nucleotides long. RefSeq lists its product as uncharacterized. The record is from RefSeq and is a predicted model, not a curated record. NCBI's taxonomy places the organism in Eukaryota, Metazoa, Arthropoda, Insecta, Coleoptera, Chrysomelidae.